GUCUCCAGAUUGGUUCCGUUCUAUACCUCAACCAAUGAAUGCUUAUAUUCUAUUAUUGACUUGGGAGUGUAUUCAAAAGCAUUAUCUAUUAUUCGCUGAUGGGAUAAUUGAUUUUUAGCUCCACUCUGUCUGCAAAUAUUCAAUAUUCCACAAUGAAAACCAAUUACUCUAAUGGCCACUGAAGUCAGACGAAUGAUAACUAGGUCCCUGGUCAUUGGCCAUUUAAUCAGAUAAGUUUGGCCCCUGUUAGCCAUAUCCUAAAGCCGGGUGGUGUCGUGUCAGUGCCUUGUUGGCGAUGUCACCGAACACUUGGGUAAUAGAAAUGCCGACACAGAAAGCGCGUUUGCAUCCGUAUCCACGUCGGAUAUCGCCGUAUCGGACUCCCUCAGUGAAUAGGUAUGCCUUCAGUCAUGAGACGCCACCACCACCACCACCGCCGCCUCCAAGGACUCUGGAGCAUCCCGUCUUCGAGGACAUCAGAACGAUAAUGUCCGUGCUGAAGGCCAGUGGGCUAAUGCCAAUCUACGAGCAGCUCUCCAGCCACGAAGUGGGGCCACCCACCAAGACCAACGAGUUCUACUCGUUCUUUGUGCGGGGCGUGGUCCACGCCCUGACCAUCUUCAAUGUGUACAGCCUCUUCACGCCCAGCUCGGCGCAGCUCUUCUACUCCUACCGCGAGACGGACAAUGUGAAUCAGUGGAUCGAGCUGUUGCUCUGCAUCCUCACCUACACACUGACCGUGUUCGUGUGUGCGCGCAACACCAAGAACAUCCUGCGGAUCAUGAACGAGAUCCUUCAGCUGGACGAUGAAGUGCGCCGCCAGUUUGGGGCCAAUUUAAGCCAAAACUUUGGCUUCUCGGUGAAAUAUCUCUUCGGUAUUGCCGCCUGUCAGACGUACAUCAUUGUGCUGAAGAUCUAUGCGGUGGAUGGCGUAAUCACGCCCACAUCCUACGUACUACUGGCCUUCUAUGCCGUACAGAAUGGUCUGACAGCCACGUACAUUGUAUUUGCCUCGGCUCUGCUACGCAUCGUGUACAUUCGAUUCCACUUUAUAAAUCAGCUCCUGAAUGGAUACACCUAUGCCCAGCAGCAGCGGAAAAAGGGCGGCCAUAGACGACAGGCGGCAGGGGCUACACUCAUGGAGAACUUCCCCGAGGACUCGUUGUUCAUAUAUCGCAUGCACAACAAAUUGCUGCGCAUCUACAAGGGCAUCAACGACUGCUGCAACCUAAUUCUGGUCUCCUUUCUGGGCUACUCCUUCUACACGGUCACAACGAACUGCUACAAUCUGUUUGUCCAGAUCACAGCCAAGGGAAUGGUCUCAUCGAAUAUUCUUCAAUGGUGCUUUGCCUGGCUGUGCAUGCAUGUCUCCCUGCUGGCCUUGCUGUCUCGCAGUUGUGGUCUAACCACCAGAGAGGCCAAUGCCACAUCCCAAAUCCUAGCCAGGGUCUAUGCCAAGAGCAAGGAGUAUCAGAAUAUUAUUGAUAAAUUUCUAACCAAAAGCAUAAAGCAGGAAGUACAAUUCACGGCCUAUGGAUUCUUUGCCAUAGACAAUUCCACACUCUUCAAGAUCUUUUCGGCUGUGACCACUUAUUUGGUCAUCUUGAUACAGUUCAAACAGCUGGAGGACUCUAAAGUGGAGGACAACAUACAGGACCAGCAACAGACUUGAAUAUAAAUUAUACU
Molecule: messenger RNA, 1686 nt
Organism: Drosophila persimilis
Lineage: Eukaryota; Metazoa; Arthropoda; Insecta; Diptera; Drosophilidae
Gene: Gr32a
Product: gustatory and pheromone receptor 32a
Exons: 4
Coding region: 296-1672 (458 amino acids)
Biological process (GO): sensory perception of taste
Cellular component (GO): axon; neuronal cell body; membrane
Source: RefSeq, a predicted model, not a curated record